GUGAGACUACUGUAUCACUGAAUUCUUCAUUACCAGCAGAUACAUUAUCUCACGGCAAUCAUGAUAAUGAUGAAACUCUGGACCCUCCUUCUUGCCUAUGCGCUAAUCAUUUGUCAGAUGUACGUCUCACAGGCAGCUCCAUCCAGAACUAGUAAGGAGUUAAUGUCAGAUGGAGUCACACUAUCGAAUGAUGAUGCCCAGAAGUUACUCCGAGCUAUCAAGGAAUUCUUGCAAAUAACUUCAGAUGACCAAGAUCACCAAUCACCUGACGGAAACAGUAAUGUAACAGCACAGAAACGGGGAUGCAACACGUCCACCUGUGUGACCCACCGCUUGGCUGACUUCCUGAGUCGGACAGGAGGACUGGGACACAGCAACUUUGUUCCCACCAACGUGGGGUCCAAGGCGUUUGGCAGACGAAAGCGGCUCGGCCCUGUGUGAGCACAAGAGCAGACACAUGGACGAAGUGCCUGCUUUGAGGGAGCAACAACUGCAUCAUCAUCUACCUGCAAACACUUGGAAAAAACGUACAGUACUCUACAUAAAACAUAGACUGAUCUCUUGCUUUCAGAAAGUUAUAGUCAGUAAUGAUAAUUUGUUGUCUGUGCUUAAAAAACGGAGAAAAAGCAUAACCUAAAUGUUGUUGAGAAGAUUUGUUUUUUGCCAAGAAGGACGACAAUAUUUUUUUCCUUGUCUUGGCUUUGGCUCAACUGGUCGUCGGAUCUGUAUCUGAAGUACGGUGUUUCAAACUGAAUGUCUUCAUUAUUGUACAUAACGCUAUAGGGAAAAAUUUACUUAUGAUUCUAAAUAUUGUAAUAAUUGUGAAAUGGAAGCAGGAAUAAAUUGUAUUUUAGCUAUAUUAUUCUUUCAUGGCUUACUGUGUUUUUGUUUGAUUUAGUGAUUAAAGGUGUUUAACGUAAUGCUGUGAACAUCAUUUCAAAAAAGUUCAUACAACAUGUACAAA
This is a messenger RNA of Notothenia coriiceps (black rockcod), 964 nucleotides long. RefSeq names its product calcitonin/calcitonin-related polypeptide, alpha (gene calca). NCBI's taxonomy places the organism in Eukaryota, Metazoa, Chordata, Actinopteri, Perciformes, Nototheniidae. The coding region runs from base 61 to 441 and encodes 126 amino acids. The record is from RefSeq and is a predicted model, not a curated record. The transcript has 5 exons. Gene Ontology annotation, molecular function: calcitonin receptor binding; hormone activity. Gene Ontology annotation, biological process: regulation of cytosolic calcium ion concentration; adenylate cyclase-activating G protein-coupled receptor signaling pathway. Gene Ontology annotation, cellular component: extracellular region.